ACAAAACGCUUAAUAACGCUUGAAACCGCAAUCACCCGCAUCCGCAAACUGCCGCAUCCGCAAUCGCAACCGCUGCGUUUAAACCAGUCGGGCCCUUAAUUAGUCUUAUGUGGCGGCUGGUCACCCUGGAUGGUUAGAUCACUUUUAUGCGAAUGAAAGAAACUCAUCUGAUGGCUAACAUGAUUGUUUGGAUUUUUUGGUCUGCCAUUGUUGGGCGUUGAUGAUAGUUAGUCUUGCUAACAUAUUUUUUUGGAUGUAAUCUGGAGCAGUCGGGUGGCCAUGUGCUGGAUGUAAAAGGCUUUUGGUAUAUAUAUAUAUAAAAUUUCAAUUUGGGAAAAAAAAAUAUUUUACAAAACAGUAGAUGAGUUGGUAAGAGUUAUAACAACUUUCUAGGGCAUUUCUAAAAUAUGUAUGGGUUGUAAAGUAUUUUAACCAAAGAAUUAUGAUAAAGCGUGUGUACUAAUAAGCACCUACCUGGUUUUUAUAUACUUUUGAUAACAACGAAUUGAAAGCGAAAUCCUAACGAUUGUCAACAGCUCAUAUAUCAGAAGAGAAUACACCAUUAGGAAAGACAUUUCUUCAGACUUGUAGGCAAUCAUCUUAAGCAAACAAGAAGAUGAAGCAAAAGAUCCUGUUUAGAGUGACUAUGACUGAUGACAAGACCCGAGCAAAAGCUAUGGCAAAAGCAGUUCAGUUUAAAGGUAAGAAGACCUUCUCACAAAACAAACUAACCACACAGAUGUUGGAUCUAACGCUAUGGUUUAUAGGUGUCUCAGCCGUGGAGAUAAAAGGCGAUCACAGGAACCAGAUAGAGGUAACAGGUACUGAAGUUGAUAUGAUCUGCCUCACCAAAAUGCUCAGGAAAAAGGUAGCCUUUGCAGAGCUUGUAAGCGUCAGCAAAGUCGAACCUCCAAAGAAGCCAGAAGAGGAGAAGAAGCCCGCGCCAUGUAAACCAUGUCCACCGCCAUGUAAACCAUGUCCACCGCCAUGUAAACCAUGUCCUCCGCCGCCAUGUAAAGCAUGUCCUCCGCCGCCAUGUAAACCAUGUCCUCCGCCGCCAUGCAAUCCAUGUCCUCCGCCGCCAUGCAAUCCAUGUCCUCCGCCGCCAUGUAAACCAUGUCCUCCGCCGCCAUGCAAUCCAUGUCCUCCGCCGCCAUGCAAUCCAUGUCCUCCGCCGCCAUGCAAACCAUGUCCUCCGCCGCCAUGUAAUCCAUGUCCUCCUCCUCCCUGUUAUCUAUCUCCUCAAGGAUACGGCGUGCCUUCCGCCUUUCCGUACCCGUGCAACCCCUACAGUUACAUAGGGGAACCAGUUUACAAUCACGAACCCAGUUGCACAAUCCUGUGAAAUGGGUUUGCACGGAGGAAGGUUAAUGGAGAAGAGAUCACAGCUUGUGACCAAAUGUAAAGACUAAAGAAUCAAUAUGUUUGUUUAUUUAGUCGCAUGAAUAAAGAGCUCACAAGGCCAAAUCAAUUUCUGCUAUCUCUAUAUGAUACUAGUCUUUUAUGCAUUGCCUAUAAAAUAUUUGGAUGUGCACAACAAUCAUAGCAUUUGGCCUA
Messenger RNA from Brassica napus (rape), 1557 nucleotides. Its product is annotated as heavy metal-associated isoprenylated plant protein 16. NCBI's taxonomy places the organism in Eukaryota, Viridiplantae, Streptophyta, Magnoliopsida, Brassicales, Brassicaceae. Bases 617 to 1345 code for a protein of 242 amino acids. The transcript has 2 exons. The record is from RefSeq and is a predicted model, not a curated record. Gene Ontology annotation, molecular function: metal ion binding.